Messenger RNA from Striga asiatica, 1664 nucleotides. The record is from the annotation of a GenBank genome assembly. Lineage: Eukaryota; Viridiplantae; Streptophyta; Magnoliopsida; Lamiales; Orobanchaceae.
UUGCUAAUGUCUCUUUUCUAGCUUCCUCUCCAAUGUAUAUUAUUAUACGAGUGUGUGUUGAUUUAACGAGUUUAGAUUUUGAGGCUCUUUCACAUUGUAUCAUUGUUUGAUCAUGAUCACUACUAAUACUGCACAUCUCCCUACUUUCAAUGCAUUAACUAAUAUUUUAUUUGGUUUUCAUUUUUCUCCCUUGAAAAAGAAAAUGAUUUAUUUAAUUAACCUUGAUCAGGAGAAGAUUCAUUCGAACGAUAAAAACAGUAACAACAAUAAAUAUACACUAGUAAAAACGAAAUAAAACAAGAAUCGACAUUUGUGCACGCAAACACGUGUAUAUUAUAUGGCUAAUAGCAUUUUUCGACGAAUUUUUCAUCAUUUGCAGAGUAAGAUGGGUGAGAUGUCGGGGUUUCAAUUAGGUGUGAUUGGUGCGUUGUUCCUUUCGGUGGCCUCAUCGGUCUCCAUUGUCAUCUGCAACAAGGCCUUGAUGAGUAAUCUUGGUUUUCCUUUUGUCGGUUUUGCAGCCACAACACUCACUAGUUGGCACCUAAUGGUAACAUACUGCAGUCUUCAUGUGGCUUUACGCUUGAAUUUCUUCGAAAACAAGCCAGUCGAUAUGAAGACCGUGAUGCUUUUCGGUAUCUUAAAUGGUGUUUCCAUUGGAUUUUUAAAUCUCAGCUUGGGAUUUAACUCCAUUGGCUUCUAUCAGAUGACAAAACUUGCAAUCAUACCCUUCACUGUCCUGUUGGAAACUCUGUUCCUGAAAAAGCAAUUCAGGCUAAAACUUAAAUUCUCUCUAUCAAUCUUGCUACUCGGUGUCGGCAUUGCAUCCGUGACCGAUCUCCAGCUGAACAUCGUUGGCUCGGUUCUCUCCCUUUUAGCCAUUAUAACAACUUGCGUAGGCCAAAUCCUUACGAACACCAUACAAAAGAGACUAAACGUGUCUUCGACCCAACUAUUGUACCAAUCGGCCCCAUUUCAAGCGGCGAUUCUAUUCGUGACGGGCCCUUUCUUAGACCAAUGCCUCACAAAACAGAAUGUCUUUGCCUACAAAUACUCUCCAAUUGUUUUGGGAUUUAUACUGCUCUCGUGCAUGAUUGCCGUGUUUGUCAACUUCAGCACAUUCUUGGUAAUCGGCAAAACAUCGCCUGUUACUUAUCAAGUUUUAGGCCAUCUUAAAACGUGCCUCGUUCUUGCCUUUGGCUACACGCUACUUCACGACCCUUUUACCGCAAGGAACAUUAUCGGAAUUCUCAUCGCCAUUAUAGGCAUGGGUUUGUAUUCCUAUUUUUGCACUAAUGAGACCAAAAGGAAACAAGAUGGGGCUUUGUCCCAGGUUAAAGAAAAGAGUAGCACACCUCUUCUGGUGAGCCAUCAGGACAAAGAAUCCAAGGCCUCAGUACUUGUUUAAGUUAGAUAUUGUUGUUUGAUUAGUACUAUAUCAUUUGCUUCUCUUUUUUUUAUUUUUGGUUUUAUUUUUUUUCCCAUUGUAAGAGGCCUAAGGAGUGUAAUGCAAUUUAUUCUUUUAAUUAAUGAAAAUAAAUCUCGCAUGGACAUUUCCAAGUUGGCACAGAAGAGGGAAAAAGAGUGAAUAUUGAAAUUCAGGGGGAAUCAUGUUUUCACCAUUAUGCCAAAAUAGAAGUCCUACUAAAUUUUGGAUUUGAUCUCCA